CAUAUGUGUCAUAAUAAACGUCAAGAAGCGCAUGUCAAGUCAGUUUGAUAAAUAAAUAUUUUUCAAUCAGUGAUGAUUCAAUGAAAAUUGCAUUAACUUGAGAUAACAAUUUAUUUUUAUCAACUCUAAAACCACCAUAUAUUCGAAAAAUGGAUGAAGAACUAGGAGGAUUGACCGAGGAUGAUUUCCUGGUUCCUCCCGUUAAAUACGAGUAUUUGGACCAUACGGCUGACGUACAACUACAUGCAUGGGGCAACACACUGAAGGAAGCAUUUGAACAAUGUGGCAUGGCAAUGUUUGCAUACAUGACAGAAAUGCCAUAUGUCCAGAUCAAAGAAGUGCACACGAUAGAAGCAAACGCUGAUGACCUGAUGGGACUACUAUACCACUUCCUUGAUGAACUACUCUUUCUCUUCUCUGUUGAACCAUUCCUCAUAUGCAAGAAGUUAGUGAUAACAGAAUUUAAUACAGAAGAGUUCCGGAUAGUAUGUAAGUGUUAUGGUGAAGAGUUUCAACUAGGCAAACAUCCACAGGGGACAGAAGUAAAGGCUAUCACAUACUCGGCCAUGCAGAUUAUUGACGAACCUAAGGAUAAUAAGUAUGAAGUUUAUGUUAUUAUUGAUAUUUGAUUAUGAUAUAUUUUUAUGAAUAUAUUUAUGGUUUUGUUGCACA
Helicoverpa armigera (cotton bollworm) is the source of this 672-nucleotide messenger RNA. It is a transcript of the gene Archease, whose product is annotated as archease. The record is from RefSeq and is a predicted model, not a curated record. Gene Ontology annotation, cellular component: tRNA-splicing ligase complex. Bases 150 to 629 code for a protein of 159 amino acids. The transcript is spliced from 3 exons. Gene Ontology annotation, biological process: tRNA splicing, via endonucleolytic cleavage and ligation. Lineage: Eukaryota; Metazoa; Arthropoda; Insecta; Lepidoptera; Noctuidae.